Gossypium raimondii (Peruvian cotton) is the source of this 1717-nucleotide messenger RNA. RefSeq names its product PAP-specific phosphatase HAL2-like. Gene Ontology annotation, molecular function: 3'(2'),5'-bisphosphate nucleotidase activity. Lineage: Eukaryota; Viridiplantae; Streptophyta; Magnoliopsida; Malvales; Malvaceae. Bases 186 to 1334 code for a protein of 382 amino acids. Gene Ontology annotation, biological process: sulfate assimilation; phosphatidylinositol phosphate biosynthetic process. The transcript has 4 exons. The record is from RefSeq and is a predicted model, not a curated record.
AUCCCACAUUAAGAAAUAAAAAUGGGGUUACUGGUUUAAACUUGAAGAAGCCAUUGAUGCCUUUGCAUUGAAACACGCGUCAAAGAAAAAAAAAGAUACAUACCUGAGUCUCUCUGCAGAAAUCCCGAGGUUUUGGAACUUUCUUUUUCCUUUUGUUUUGGCUGUUGAGAAAGCUUGUCUCCAACAUGGCGGAGAAGAAUGACAAGUACGGUAAAGAGUUGGAUUUGGCUGUUAGAAUUGUGCAUAUGGCUUGUUCUUUAUGUCAAAAAGUGCAACAAAGCUUGGUUUCUGCUGCUUCUGGACAUGUUUUGGCCAAGGAUGAUGAUUCUCCUGUUACUAUUGCAGACUGGAGCGUCCAAGCAACUGUUAGUUGGCUGCUUUCCGAAUUCUUGGAGGGUCGGAGUGUGUCCAUUGUUGCUGAAGAAGAUGUCCAAACACUCUCCAAGCCUGAAGCGGCUAGUUUACUUUCAGCUGUUGUCAAUACUGUGAAUGAAUGCUUAGCUGAAGCACCAAAGUAUGGUCUUCAGUGUCCAAAGAAAGUUCUUGGGACUUCACAAAUCCUUGAGGCUAUCAGUCGGUGCAACUCAACUGGGGGCCCAACUGGAAGACAUUGGGUGCUUGACCCUGUUGACGGGACAUUGGGAUUUGUACGUGGUGACCAGUAUGCUGUAGCACUAGGCUUGAUUGAGGAUGGGAAGCUAGUUCUUGGAGUUCUUGGGUGUCCUAAUUACCCUAUGAAAAAGGAAUUGUUGAAUUAUAAUCAUCAAUGCAACCAAAUUAAGCCGACGAGUCCACCAUCUUCGGAUAUUUGGCAAAAAGGAUGUGUGAUGUAUGCAAGGAGAGGAACUGGUCAGGCAUGGAUGCAACCUUUGAUCCAUGGGGAUACAAAAUUUGAAUGGCCAAAUUCUGCUACAUUGCUACAGGCUUCUCCUGUUGAUGAUCCAUCGCAGGCAACUUUUUGUGAACCUGUGGAAAAGGCAAAUUCAAACCACUUGUUUACCGAGGGGCUUGCUAGCAGCAUAGGUCUCAAAAACCGACCUAUGCGAGUCCAUAGCAUGGUUAAAUAUGCAGCAAUAGCUCGGGGUGAUGCUGAAGUUUAUAUAAAGUUUGCAAGAUCUGGGUACAAAGAGAAGAUAUGGGAUCACGCUGCUGGUGUUGUCAUUGUAGAAGAGGCUGGUGGGGUUGUAACGGAUGCAGGAGGUCGCCCCUUGGACUUCAGUAGGGGGCUGUACUUAGAAGGUCUUGACCGGGGGAUUGUUGCUUGCUCUGGCCCCAUACUGCAUGAUAAAAUCAUUGGGGCUGUAUAUGCAAGCUGGGAUUCUUCUAAUCUAUGAGACUUUCUACAUCUUGUCAAUGCAAUAAUAGUGGAGUAUUAUAUGGUAAUUUUAUGACGGGCAAGCGAAAUUGUGAAGGACACUGCCACAAACUAAUGACUCGAGAAGCGUCUGCUGAACUAUAUUCUCCGUUUUAAGGUCUGAUCAUUGAUUUCACCUCCAGUCCCCAUCUUACUGUCGUAGUAUUGCUCCAUUUUUAUUAGCAAUAGGCCCUUACAAUAGUUCUCAAAUGGAAGUUUUGAUUCCAUUAAUACAAAAUCAUCACUGUGGGGAUUCUUUAAUACGACAAAAGCUUAAGCUAAUGCUACUACCCUAUGCUUGCUUAGGGAACUGAACUGAUGCAUAAAUUUUGGUCACAAGUAAUUGGAUAUAUAUAUUUUGUA